AUGGUAAUGUCAAACAUCACGAACAUCACGAUCGCGCCAGCCAGUCAGCCGGAGAUAGCGAUAAUCACGUUAAACGGAGUUGCAGGCGACUAGCGAACGUUCCUUGGGUUCUUCAGCGGAGAGAAAUGCAACCGCUGCAGAUCCCCGAGAAGCAGAACGUGAAGCAGAUUCGCGAGUGAGCGCUGUGAGAGAAGGAAAGCGAUCCGCUCCGGGACAAACGAGGUCCGAGGACGAGCACCGUUCUCGGUCGCGCGAACGCGCCAAGCUGUCAAGAUGGAUUGGGAGUUAUUGACAAUGGCGAGUCUGCAUCUGACCGCGACCGAGCACCGUUAUUACGGCGACAUAUUCAUCUAUUGCUGUGAGAACGCGGACAGCGACAGCGUUCCCGUGAUUAAAGUCGCCGAGUUGUUACGUUCGGCCAAUCUGCCGCGGGACAUCACGAUGAAGAUCUUGGACAUCUGCAUGGGAACCAAAGGUAACACGCAUCUGGGCAAGAAGCAAUUCUAUGCAGUGUUGAAACUCAUUGCAGUCCAUCAGGCUGGUCUGGAAGUCUCCAGAGAUAUGAUAACUGCAUCUUUGGAUGUUAUUACUUUGCCAAGAUUUACGUGGCCAACCUCCGGUGAAGAGGAAGGUAGAAGGAGUCCAGACAUAACUAGAGGAGCAAAAAGUAGACAUCAUGCUCCUGAGAGCACUACCGAAAGUGAAAGCGAAGCAGAAUCCCCACGUGAGACUGGUGGUAGCACAGAUUCUCCUACACCAACGAACAGCGUGACUCAAGAAAGAAAUGACGGUAUGCUGGGUGGCGAGACAAUUUUGGAUUCUGUUUCCGGAGGUUGGCAAGGCUUAUUAGUUUCUGAAGAGCAGAGACAACUGUUAGGUACUGAAGAGGAGAGCUCGGAGCGUCACAGCAGCGACGAAGGUGACGGGGAAGGUGAUGGCUCUGGUUUUCCACCGGAGGAAGUAUGGAUUAUCAGCGACGAGCAACGUGAUUAUUACGCUGCGCAAUUCGCGCAGCUGCAGCCUGAUCCGGAGGGUCUUCUAGCCGGGCCUGUAGCCAGAACGUUUUUCGAAAAAUCACGGCUUCCUGUUUCAGAGUUACGACGUAUUUGGCAGCUCGCGGAUGUCACGAGGGACGGGGCGCUCAGUUUACAAGAAUUCUAUGUGGCUAUGCAUCUCGUCGUACUGAGGAGGAACCAUGUGCCUCUGCCCGACGUUUUACCUCCGUCCUUGUCGAUCUUGUUAGUUAUGCAAACAGCAACAACUGCCGCGCCGCAAAUCCCAUCGGCGACAACUGCUCAAAAAUCACCACCGAACUCCGCAAACGCUCGCGAGAAGAAUAGGGAAUGGACAAAGUUCGUGGACUCGCCAACUGGAGCGAGCAGCUCCUCAGUCACUAGUCCAGGAUUGCAGCUAGUGAAUUUCGAUUUCCAAAAAUCAGCCGUCGAACGCGACCCGAAGAUUUUGCAUCCAGUACCGUUGCGCUUAACACCUGAAGCAGCGAUUCUUGCUUCGGGUGCUAACGGUAGCAGUAGCAGCUGCGCAACCUUGGGAGAUGACGAUUUGCAACACUCUGCAGCGUCAUUAGUGCAACGACCUCUCGCAAAGAAACCAUCUGCAGCUCCCGAAGAUGCUGUCAUCGUAACUCCUAAAAAGGAACCACCACCUCCACCGCCUCCCAGACCGUACAGAACACAUGCGCGCAGUUCUAGUCUCGAUCUUAAUAAAUUAGGAAAAAAUGGUCAAAGUUUUCUUGGAGCGCCGCCGCUUGUACCACCUAGAAUCUCUCCAGGAAUUACUUCGCCUCGUAAAUUGGUCGGCCAAAGGAGCGAGGGUGAAGGACAAAGAACGUUAAGCGAAAGUCAAGCUUUUGUCGCCGACUUUUCUCAUUUUUCUCCUAAGAGUGAACUGCCUGAAAAUACGUUAUCUAUAGAAAACACGAUACCACAAUCUCAACAAUUCACUGGAGUUUGUGGAGCAUUUCAUAUUUAUAGAAAACCAAGUCCAAAACGAGAUGGUGGCGAAGAAGAGAAUAAGAAUGAAGAGGAUGAAAAGAGGUUAACCUUACAAGAAUUAAGGGAAAAGAAUGCGGAACUACGCUUAGUUUGCGAAGAAUUGACACGUGAAUUGGCUAGCGCACUCCAAGAACGUAUAAAUCUGCGUGCAAAACUUUUACUCUUGACUUGAUGUGAUUAUUGUUCGCUGUCAUUUAUUUGCUCGAAGUUACGAGAUAUUAUAUCUCUUCAAAUCAUUGUAAACACAUAUAUUUAAUACGUUA
This is a messenger RNA of Atta colombica, 2275 nucleotides long. RefSeq names its product ralBP1-associated Eps domain-containing protein 1 (gene Reps). The transcript is spliced from 5 exons. The coding region runs from base 274 to 2184 and encodes 636 amino acids. Gene Ontology annotation, molecular function: protein binding; calcium ion binding. Lineage: Eukaryota; Metazoa; Arthropoda; Insecta; Hymenoptera; Formicidae. The record is from RefSeq and is a predicted model, not a curated record. Gene Ontology annotation, cellular component: plasma membrane; cytoplasm. Gene Ontology annotation, biological process: endosomal transport; endocytosis.